Molecule: messenger RNA, 1871 nt
Organism: Xylaria bambusicola
Lineage: Eukaryota; Fungi; Ascomycota; Sordariomycetes; Xylariales; Xylariaceae
Product: dipeptidase
Exons: 4
Coding region: 232-1638 (468 amino acids)
Biological process (GO): proteolysis
Molecular function (GO): metallodipeptidase activity
Source: RefSeq, a predicted model, not a curated record
GCGCUUGCUUACUUACAUAUCAAGACGUUUGACAUCUUUGCCAGACGUUUAUUCCCAUUGCAUUACUCUCUAUCCAACAGCUUUCACCUGCAGGCCGUAGCUUGGCUGCAAGUUUAGGCUCGGAUGAGAACAAUCUACGCUUAGUGUCAGCCAAACAACGCAAUCUUGAACCUGGUAAUAAGUAUACCUAACAACAAUCCCCAUCGGCGAGUGACUAGCCCCUUAUCAAGCAUGUCCAAGAAAGGGAUUCUCGACCACGAUGGGACUACGGGACGGCCGCGUUCACGACGAUCAGUAGGCAAAGUUUUAAUCUCAUCAGCCUUCAUUCUGAUUAUCCUUGGAUCACUCUUUCAUCCGAGAUCGCCAUGUUAUCGCCCACUUCCUCAGGGGUACUCGCGCCUUAGCCAAAUGUCCAUCGAAGACAGGGUAGAUGCCAUUCUAUCCGAGUCACCGUUGAUAGAUGGACACAAUGACUUGGCCAUCAUGAUUCGGGUCAGGUACAACAACCACAUCUACCAACCGAAUUUCACAGAGCCUUUCACGACAGGAGGCAUGAUCUCUCACACCGAUCUUCCCCGAUUGAAGGAGGGCCGAAAUGGCGGUGCAUUCUGGAGCGUCUUUACGCCCUGCCCAGCUAACGGGACAGACUACUCAGAUGAGAACUACGCGGCUAGCGUGCAACUCACGUUGCAACAAAUCGACUUGAUGACACGGCUGCAGGCUGCAUAUCCCGAGUCAUUCUCGGGUAUAGUAGACAGCGAGUCUGCAAAAGCUGCUUUCAAACAGGGCAAGCUGAUCUCGCCUCUCGGCGUGGAGGGUUUACACCAGAUUGGCAACUCAGUGGCUAACCUGCGGCGAUAUUAUGACAUGGGUGCUCGCUAUGUGACCUUGACGCAUAACUGCGGAAACAACUUCGUAGAUUCGGCGCUCUGGGAGAACCCUUUCCGCAAGGCGACGCCAUACUGGGGCGGUGUCUCUCCCAAGGGUAUACAGCUCAUUAACGAGAUGAACCGCAUUGGCAUGAUUGUUGACUUGUCACACACAAGCGUCGAUACCAUGUUAGAUGUGCUUGGUGGCCGCGAGGAGAAAUGGGCCGGAAGCAAGGCCCCAGUCAUGUUCAGCCAUAGCUCGGCAUACGCCCUAUGCCCGCACCCGCGCAAUGUGCCUGACCACGUCCUCGAGCUUGUGAAGAAGCGAAACUCAAUUGUCAUGGUCAACUUUUCCCCCGACUUCGUCAGCUGUGUCGAUAAUAACAAUCCCAACGGCGUGCCGGACUUAUACCCACCAAACAGCACUCUCUCCCACGUCGCUGAUCACAUCACCUACAUUGGUGACCUGAUAGGCUACGAUCAUGUGGGGGUUGGUUCUGAUUUCGACGGUAUCCCGUCAACACCUGAGGGUCUCGACGAUGUCUCUAAAUACCCGGAUCUCUUCGCGGAGCUGCUGCGCCGCGGAGUGUCGGAUGACGAUAUCGCAAAGAUUGCCGGCGGCAACAUCCUACGUGUUUGGGCUCAAGUUGAAGAGGUCGCCGCCAAGUUGCAAGCCAGGGGUGAACCGGUUAUGGAAGAUGACCUACCAAGUCUCUACGAGGCAGAUAUGUCUUCGAUAGCUGGACUACAAGAAGUACUGGCAAUAUAGAGACUUAUAUAUCCAAUUUUAGGGGUUGCGGGAUCUACAGCAUAAGAAACGCUAGGAAAGAAAUUGAUAUGGCGGGUGAGUUGGGUGCCAAGAUGAGAGGAUACCAUCGCCGUACAAGCUAGACGUGGCUGCCUAUAGUGAGCGCAAGGUCAUAAUUCACAUGGGAUAAAGAUAUUCUUGUAAAUCUUUUUCUCCCCUUUGUUGCUUCGAAGCACUUUGCAUCAUAGCCAAUC